GGCCGGAGCCACGCCUUCUCGGCGCGCGGCCUUGGAUACCUGGCGGCCUCUGGCCUCAGGUAAGGAGAGGUCGGGUUGUACGGGCCGCCAGGUCGUUGGGCUGGCUGGAGAUGAUGAUGGCCUCGCCAUGCCGCUCUGGAGACCCCUAGGCCAACCUUGUGGGAAUCCCGAGGUAACCAUGGAGAAGGAGCUGAGGAGUACCAUUCUUUUCAAUGCAUACAAAAAGGAGGUGUUUACCACCAACACUGGCUACAAAUCUUUGCAGAAAAGACUUCGGAGUAAUUGGAAGAUUCAGAGCUUAAAAGAUGAAAUCACUUCUGAGAAGUUAAUUGGGGUGAAACUAUGGAUCACAGCUGGACCAAGGGAAAAGUUUACUGCUGCAGAGUUUGAAGUCCUGAAGAAGUACCUUGACAGUGGUGGGGACAUCCUUGUGAUGCUGGGAGAAGGGGGAGAAUCCAGAUUUGAUACCAAUAUUAACUUCCUUCUAGAAGAAUAUGGAAUCAUGGUUAAUAAUGAUGCUGUGGUUAGAAAUGUGUAUUACAAGUAUUUCCAUCCUAAGGAAGCUCUGGUUUCAGACGGAGUGUUGAACAGAGAGAUUAGCCGAGCUGCAGGGAAGGCUGUGCCUGGAGUCAUUGAUGAAGAGAACAGUGGAAACAAUGCCCAGGCUCUCACCUUUGUCUACCCUUAUGGUGCCACAUUGAGCGUCAUGAAACCAGCAGUGGCUGUUCUGUCCACAGGCUCUGUCUGCUUCCCACUGAACAGGCCCAUUCUGGCUUUCUAUCACUCAAAGAACCAAGGUUUUGGAAAGCUGGCAGUGCUGGGCUCGUGUCAUAUGUUCAGUGACCAAUAUUUAGAUAAAGAAGAAAAUAGCAAAAUUAUGGACGUUGUGUUCCAGUGGCUCACAACAGGAGACAUCCACCUAAACCAGAUUGAUGCUGAGGACCCAGAGAUUUCCGACUACACGAUGGUGCCAGACACAGCCACCCUUUCAGAGCAGCUCCGAGUGUGUCUCCAGGAAGGCGAUGAGAACCCCCGUGACUUUACCACCCUCUUUGACCUGUCCAUUUACCAGCUGGACACCACCUGCCUCCCCAAGGUCAUCAAGGCUCACGAGGAACUAAAUGUGAAGCAUGAACCACUGCAGCUCGUCCAACCUCAGUUUGAGAUGCCGCUGCCAGCCCUUCAGCCUGCGGUCUUCCCUCCAAGUUUCCGGGAGCUGCCACCCCCUCCCCUGGAGCUGUUUGACCUAGAUGAAACAUUCUCUUCUGAGAAGGCACGCCUUGCUCAGAUCACCAACAAGUGUACUGAUGAAGACCUGGAAUUCUAUGUCAGGAAGUGUGGUGACAUUCUUGGAGUAACAAGCAAACUUCCAAAAGAUCAACAGGAUGCCAAACAUAUCCUUGAGCACAUCUUCUUCCAAGUGGUGGAGUUCAAGAAACUGAACCAGGAGGCCCACUGAGGUGGCAGCCCUUCAGGUGAUGUUACCCACUGUUGGCAACCUUCAUUAGUUCUUCAGUGCUUACUAAGUGUCUCCCAGAUGAGCAACAGAUGAUGAUCCCUUCGAGAAUAGAACUCCUGUUCUAGCUGGAGGGUCCCAACAAACAGUACCAAAAUAUGUAAGCAAACACUUAGAUACCAGGUAAGUGCCCUGGUAUAGAAACAAUAGAGCCAGGCCGGAGGGAUCUAGUGUGCCAGCAUUCAGCAGAGUGAGCAGAGCUGGCUCAGAGUCUGCUGUGCUGUCUGUGUCAGAGCCUUCAACAGCACUUGUGUGACACGUGGUUGCUGUCUGUGGUCGUGAGCAGAGUCCGUCCUGGAGUGUGAGAACUUCAUCCUGGGCUUAGAAUCAGCCUUCAGGCCGGCUAACCCCACUUGUCCAGCUAACGGUGAUUCUGAAUGUCGAAUUAAUGUUCCAAAUACCAAAGAGUUCCUAUUUCAGGCUCGGACCUGAAAUAAAAUGAAAUUCUGUUUCCUGUCUCAUCCUGGAACGUGACGUUGAUGUGGCUGAAGUGACAUUCCAGAACUUCCGAGGACUAUAGAGCAGCUUCUGCCCGCCGAGCUCUGUGCUUCUGAAUUCUUCUCACGAAAGUAUCUGUACUUGGUUUUCUCUAACGCUGUGGAUGGUUUGCCCAUCCUCUGUAGUGCCAGAUGGAAGAGAUGAUUCAUUUGCUUAAAUUAAAUCUGUGAUUGAACUUUUGUAAUUUAUAAAA
Molecule: messenger RNA, 2207 nt
Organism: Rattus norvegicus (Norway rat)
Lineage: Eukaryota; Metazoa; Chordata; Mammalia; Rodentia; Muridae
Gene: Ift52
Product: intraflagellar transport 52
Source: RefSeq, a predicted model, not a curated record